AUUCUGGUCUACACUGGUCGAUUAUCUACACUAUGGCAUCACAAAUCACACUGCAUCACCUGAACGCCUCAAGAUCAACUCGGAUCUUCUGGGUCCUCGAGGAACUAGGUCAGCCGUAUGAUGUCCGAGUCCAUUUUCGAGGCCCGACUAGACAAGCGCCGCAGACGCUGAAGGACGUCACGCCCUUUGGCAAGGCUCCAGCCGUCGAGCUUGACGGAGAACUCCUGGUUGAGUCGGGCUACAUCAUCGAUCGCAUCUUGGAUCUUUUCCCUCCAGGAUCAGACGUUGAGUCUGUUCCGUCGAACAACUCGAAAUUCUGGAGCCAUUAUUGCGAGGGCAGUCUAGUCAAUUACUUCCAGAUGAGCGCCACUCUCCAAAUCACCAGUGCGGGAUGGACAUCUGGUGCGAUUGGCGACCUCGAUGAGGCUGGUAAAGCGGGUGUGAAGAAGUAUGCUAAUUUCUUAAACGAGACCCUCAUCAGAGGGGAGAUCACCAAGAAUCUUGGUCAAAUGGAAAAGUUCCUGGCAGAGCAUCCUGGCAAAUACUUGUCUGGAACGGACAAACCUGGCAGUGGUGAUUUCCAAGUCUUCUUCCCGAUCUACUCUCUGUUGGAAGGCACGAGAAAAGGAGUGUAUGAAAUUGGGCCGGCAACUCAAGCAUGGUGGAAGAUGGUCAUGGCCAGACCCGCCGCAAAGCGAGCUCUCGAGAGGCAGAACGAGGAAGAGGAGAGAGCAAAGGCGAAGAUCUGAGCAGCCAGGGACGUUAUUAUGCAUACAAUGACAA
Messenger RNA from Kockovaella imperatae, 783 nucleotides. RefSeq lists its product as hypothetical. The transcript is spliced from 7 exons. The record is from RefSeq and is a predicted model, not a curated record. Lineage: Eukaryota; Fungi; Basidiomycota; Tremellomycetes; Tremellales; Cuniculitremaceae. Bases 33 to 749 code for a protein of 238 amino acids.